Messenger RNA from Paecilomyces variotii, 1499 nucleotides. RefSeq lists its product as hypothetical. The record is from RefSeq and is a predicted model, not a curated record. The transcript is spliced from 2 exons. Bases 336 to 1151 code for a protein of 271 amino acids. Gene Ontology annotation, cellular component: transcription factor TFIIH holo complex. NCBI's taxonomy places the organism in Eukaryota, Fungi, Ascomycota, Eurotiomycetes, Eurotiales, Thermoascaceae.
GCAUUCGUAUGACAUCUUAAGAGGUCUACCACUCAGACUAACUUACCGUUGGCUCUACGCGCAACCCGAGUAAAGGAAACAACCAAAAUAUAAACUUAACCGCCUUGGAAUAUAUGUGGAUAUUUUCUUUUUUUUGGAUAUCCAGCAGGUUACUUGCUCGAGACUCCAAGUGCCAGGUACGCGGACAGGAGGAUAAUAAUGACUGGAUCAUGCGCAACUCAUUCAAUCUAACGAGUGACUCGAAACCCAACGGACCAUUUCUUGGAAUAUAACAUAUCUUAAUUUCUAUUUAAUAUUUGUUUGAUAUUUGUUUGAGCAUCAUUACCUAGCCGCAAAUGGCUCUCUCACCAGACGGCACUGGAGGACCUCCCGGAGGCUUCAUUCAUCCAAGCCUCCCAUCACCAGCUCCUUCGUCUUUCUCCACAUCUACUGCAACACCAUCAAGUCUACCACGGCAACGAGCUCAUCCGCUAAAAGCUGGCUCUAUCAAAGAAACGGCUCUGAUCAAUCAUAUCGACAAAAGUAUCCUGACGGUGAAUCGGCGGCAUGCGAAGAAAUUCAGCAGCGCUAUUGGCGAGCAGGAUAUCCCCGAGGCGGAGAGAGGUUAUGAGAGCUUCAAGGAGGUCGUGAAAGACCUCGAGGCUAUAAUUGAUAUUGUUUGGGUUAGCGGGACGCCUUCUCUUCAAAUACCAUAUUUGAUAUCUCUGGCUGGUCUCGUCAAUAGCUAUCUGCCAGAAUAUCCAUUUUCUCCACGGUCUACAUUUCGUCUGAUCAAGAAAUUAGAUGCGAUUUUCGCAUCCCUCUUAACGGGAGAAGAUGCGGAUACAGGUGCUCCGAUUUCAGGCUUUGAGAACCGACGCAAUGUAGUAUCCAUGACUGAGAAAGUCAGGAUUAAAAGUCUUGCUGAAGCGUGUCGUAUUGCAGUUGUUGAAGCUAGAGAUCGUGAAGAUAGCCGGGUCACGGAAGAGGAGGAAGCAGACGGAAUGGAUGUGGAUGGGACAGGGGAUGAGAACGAGAACGAGGAUGAGGAUGUGUAUGGUACUGACGAUUAUGUGGACGCUCCUGACCGAUGGGAAAUGGAGGGGGCUCGAGUGUAUGAGAGGACUAUACAGCUGCUGGGAGACGAGCUGGGGAAGCAAGGAGGUCUGUAGUGGAUGUUUCUUUUUGGAUAUGAUAUACCUAUUGGAUCUUGACGAAGGGGACGAUCGUCUGUUACCAUCUGGCUUGGUGCUCAUUUAUGGUUUGCCGGCAUAUGCCAUGGAUCAUGGGAUGUCUGGGUUCUGCAACUAGUCUAUCCUGGUACGCAUGGUGAAGUGUCAAAGCAACCUUGAAUAUAUGUAAGGGGCUAGAGUACGAGCUGCGUAACGGCACAUACUGGUCAUCCAGUUAAGUAUGACUCCUUGAGUAAGCGCACUACUUGUCGCGUUAUGGUCUAACAGAGUGGUUAGUAUAUUGUAGACAUGUGGUACGUACAGCCUACAAAAUGAACAAAAACAGCA